Messenger RNA from Anguilla rostrata (American eel), 5370 nucleotides. RefSeq names its product beta-2 adrenergic receptor-like. The coding region runs from base 411 to 1664 and encodes 417 amino acids. Gene Ontology annotation, biological process: norepinephrine-epinephrine-mediated vasodilation involved in regulation of systemic arterial blood pressure; negative regulation of smooth muscle contraction; adenylate cyclase-activating adrenergic receptor signaling pathway. Lineage: Eukaryota; Metazoa; Chordata; Actinopteri; Anguilliformes; Anguillidae. Gene Ontology annotation, molecular function: beta2-adrenergic receptor activity; norepinephrine binding. The transcript is spliced from 2 exons. Gene Ontology annotation, cellular component: plasma membrane. The record is from RefSeq and is a predicted model, not a curated record.
UUUUUGUUUAAUAACGAGAAAAAAACUAGGCACAAAUAAAAUCAACACAUUGUUUUUGAAAGCAGAGUUGACUGCAGUUCCCUGGUCAUUGCUAGCUGUUUGCUGAUUGGCUGGGACAGGAGGAUGAUGUCAGCACUGUAUGCUAUAAGGGCUCUGACAAAUAGCCUGUUAGACACAUCUAGUGCCAGAGAGCUUCAUGUGUUCAAACACGGUGCGAGUGAGUGAGAGAAAGAGAGAGGGAGAGGGAGGGAGGGAAGGAGGGUAGGAAUGAGAGAAACGGACAAGCAGUAUGAGGUGAACAAGCUCGAUACUCAUGGAAACUACUUCAAACCAUUUCUCCCCUUCUCCAGAGGAAUAUAAACAAAUAUAACUUUUAUGGGAAGUCAGAAAAAGGAUUACUCUCAGAGAUAAUGGGAAGCACAGACACACCCGUGGCGUUCAACGUGUGCGUGGAGCUGAACGGCAGCCUCGCGGACCGAGGCGGGCCCGAGUACAGCGAGGCGGAGAUGGCGGUGCUGGGCGUGGUGAUGUCGCUCCUGGUGCUGUGCAUCGUGUUCGGCAACGUGCUGGUGAUCAGCGCCAUCGCACGCUUCCAGCGGCUGCAGACGGUCACCAACUACUUCAUCACCUCGCUGGCGUGCGCCGACCUGGUGAUGGGCGUGGUGGUGGUGCCCUUCGGCGCCUGCUACAACAUCCUCAACGCCUGGCACUUCGGCAGCUUCUGGUGCGAGUUCUGGACGUCGGUGGACGUGCUGUGCGUGACGGCCAGCAUCGAGACGCUGUGCGUGAUCGCGCUGGACCGCUACCUGGCCAUCACAUCGCCGUUCCGCUACCAGUCGCUGCUGACCAAGAGCCGGGCCUGCGUGGUGGUGCUGGUGGUGUGGCUGGUGGCGGGGCUCAUCUCCUUCCUGCCCAUCCACAUGAAGUGGUGGAUCUCAGACGACCCCGAGUCCCUGUGCUGCAUGCGGGACGCCUACUGCUGCGACUUCAACACCAACACGGCCUACGCCAUCACGUCCUCCAUCGUCUCCUUCUACAUCCCGCUGGUGGUCAUGGUCUUCGUCUACAGCCGCGUCUUCCAGGAGGCGCGCAAGCAGUUGGAAAAGAUCGGCCGCAGCGAGGGCCGCUUCCGCGCCCAGAACAACAACCUGGCGCAGGAGAACCGCGGCGGGGGCGGCGGCGGCGGCGACGGCCGGAACGGCGGGAAGCGGAUGAAGUCCUGCCUGAAGGAGCACAAGGCCCUGAAGACCCUGGGCAUCAUCAUGGGCAUCUUCACCCUCUGCUGGCUGCCCUUCUUCGUGCUUAACGUGGUGCUGGCCAUCUGGAGGGUGGAGAACAUCAAGCUGGCCUUCAAGAUACUGAACUGGAUUGGCUACGCCAACUCGGCCUUCAACCCGCUCAUCUACUGCAGGAGCCCCGAGUUCCGCUACGCCUUCCAGGAGAUCCUGCACCUCCGGAGGGUGCACUUCGCCAAGCCAGGCCCCGCCAACGGCCUGACGUCCGGCAGGAACGCCUGGCACAGCGAGCUGCAGGCCAAGAGGACGUACGGCCCCGAGGGCGGGCAUGCUGGGAAGGGCCCCCCGGAGCUGGGCGAGGGCCCCUCGGGGGCCCCGGAGAGAGACUCCUACAGGAAGUGCCAGGAGGCGCUCACAACGGUCAUUUAAGCCGCUGUUCUCACGGCAACAACAACAAAAAACAACUUUUCUUGGCUUUUUGCGGUUGUUUUAAGUUUUUUGUUUUUUUUUUGUUCUUUUUUUACAAAGACAAAUGGCUAAGCGGGUGAAGUUUGUCUGGUAAGCAGAUGCGGAGAUGGCAGAUUGGAGUAAAGCGGGGCAGAGGGUGGGGAGGGGGGCUGGAAGCGGCGUUUGUUUCAUUUUUGUUUUCUUGUGAAAACACAUCAGCUUUAUUUUGGUCACUGUGUGUGUGUGUGUGCGUGUGUGUGUGUGUCCGUGUGUGUGUGUGUGUGUGUGUGUGUGUGCAUAUGAAAAUUUAUGUACUUGAGUUUCAUAAGGAUCUUUUCCACUUUCACUGAAAUUGGAAAGGGAAUUUUCUUGCAUCUACCUCAUCACUUUUUGUGAGCUAUCCUCACUGUCUUAUCAUGAAACUGUACAUUUGUAUACUAAUCAAGCCACCAGCUGCCUGUAAGGCUUGCCAUUUAAAUAAAUUACUAAUUAUAUCUGACUUAUGAUAUAUGACCAUUCAGUUCAAUGUAAUUGAAUAUCUUAAUCACCCUAGAUAAAAUAAGCAACAAAUAACAAAAAGCUUGUAAAACUCAACAACAACAAAAAAUAAAUUUAAAAAAUGGUGUCUCCUGCUUAGAGAAGCUGUGCGAUACGGGGCCUGAUCACAUUCCACGCUCGUUUGGAUUAGUCUAAACCCGGGGAUUACGCAGUGAUUCCAGUCGCUGCGCCGCGAACAUCGUAACCCAACACUGUGAUGAGGGGUAGCAGGUGCAGACCGCCACUGGCGCUAUUACCGUACAGCCGGGGGGGGAGGGGGGGGGGGGCGAGGGGGGUGGAUUGGAGAGAAGUUGAGCAAUAUUCAGUAAGCCCUGUCUUGCUCUCCGUGUUUCUUAUGAACUUAUAGCAGUGAAUAAAGUCAUUUGUGUUUUUUGCUCCAAGAUCCACAUCAGUGCAUGGUAUAUGCAAAUAAUACUUAACAUAUGUGACAGUUUUUUGGGGUUUUUUUUGCAUUAUUUUGUUGCGGGGGGAGGUUGGAAUUGAAUGAGUGGUAUACUAAUCCUAGUAGGACAGCCAGAACUGGAACAUUUUGAUAAUCUCUCUUCUUUUUUCUCUGUCUCUUUCUUUUUUCUCUGUCUCUCACUCUCUGUCUUCUUUCAUUCUCUCACUUUCUCUGUCUUUCUUUCUCUUUCACUUCUUUCUUUUUUCUCUCUCUCACUCUGUCUUCUUUCAUUCUCUCACUCUGUUUCUCUCUCUACUGUAUGUGUGAGUGUAUAUAUAUAUAUAUAUAUAUAUAUAUAUAUAUAUAUAUAUACACAGUAUAUUGUAUAUAUAAGAACACUUUGCACUUUCAAAAGAAAAAAAAAAACCUCAGUUGAGUGGUAGUCCAGAGCGGUUGUUGUUUCUGACUGUUGCUUUGCGGGUGAAAUGUCGCCCACUGUGUUUACUGAGAUCUGGAGAGAUGUGAGAAUCCUGCAAAGCAGGGCCAUUUCUGACUUCAGCGUCAAAAUAGUCAAAAAACGAUUGUAAUCUUUCGGCACCAUAAAAAGAGAAGACGACAUGAUAUUCUCAGGUACCCGUGACAAAGAAAGAUAUUUGCGUAAAACUAUUUUAUCUUGAAACACAAGUGAACAGUUCCAGAGUUUGGCUUAAACGCGGCAAAGUGAGCUAAUGCUUAUCUGCCGUUGUCUGCGGCCGACAACAUUGACUGUUUUUAGCCACUGGUCACCAACUGACUCCGGUCUUUUAAAUUCAACACAAAUGUUUUAUUUAACCGCCAUCCUCUAAGCAGCGACAUGAAAUGGCAGUUAUUAUAAAUCUUCGCUCGAGCACAUCUCUGAAAUCGAGCCGCACGGCUGAGAAAUAUGCUCCUUCAAAGGAGCCAGGCUUUCCGACAUGAGGUGUCUGUGCAGGACCCUGCAGAUGUUGAAGAUAAUAGAUAUGUAAGGAUAGCAUUCUUAAUGUCGAACUCGCAGCAGUUGGGAAUUCACUUAAAUGGAGUCCCAGUGAUUUUCAGUCUGCAUAAUGUACACCAGACUGUGUGCAUUACCGCCUGCCAUUAAACAUCAGUGUUUGUGACCUUGCCAAUUUGCGUAAGCAGCCGUCCUUCAAAGUACGGCGAAGGCAUCAGUGUUGAAACUGUGAACUUUGUCCUUUUGGAAGAUCCUCUGGUACUGUAGUGUUUGUUUAACGUGCUAAAUCUAACUGUGUUUCUGUGGCUUGUUCUCAGUGUCUUCAUCACAAAGCAUAACAAGUAUCAACAUACUGUAUCAGUGUCCUAGCUGAUUAUAGUGUAUACUGGAAAUGUCUACAUAAACUUUUUUCCAUUUGUUACGGUUGUAUGAGAAAUGUUUUUAUUAAUGCAGACAUCUGAUGUUGAAGUUUUUUUUUUUUACAUAAGAAAAAAAUAUGUAAAUUAUCUUAAAAUAUGCUGUCUACUAACUGAACGUCUUGUUUCAUGAAAUUGGUGUCUACAAAUGAACAAAAGCUGAAUCCCCCUGGCAAAUAUUUUCUGUCAAAUUUGGUGGGAUAUAAAUUUCUUUGUCAUGUAGUAUUCGUCGUGUGUUCAGUGAAUAAUGUUAUGUGCAUGUUUUUUGUACAACUGCCUUUCGAUGAACUCUUAAGUGGGAAAAGCUGUGAAGCAUUACAAAUAUAUACUGCCCCCUGUUGGUAGACUCCACAUCUGCAGCAUGCCAGUGACCCAGCCCGUUGUAAACUCAGUUUUGAGUAGCUUUUACUUUUCCUUCCUCACCACUGAAAAAACAGAUCUGCAUAUGUAGGCACGUUUGUUCCACAGUAUUUUCUUAAUUUAUCCUAAGGGAAGCAGUGCUGUUGCAUUCAGUGUAAUAAAACUAUUGUUAAAGCAGAACAAACCGAUCUGACAUUGCAUUCCAUGAUACAAUGCACUGACCGCUACAAACAGCCACUGCUGGCUCACUGAGUGAUCUUCACUGACCGUGAGAUGCGCCACUUUUCAUUCUGACACCCGCGAGGGUGGGAGAUGGGACGCGGCUUUUUGUUGACUUUGGAUUGCGGCGUCCCCGAAGUCCUCUGUCUCGUGGAGCAGCGCAGCAUAGUCUGACCACACUGUAAGCGCGGAGCCGCCAUUUUAAACGCAGCUCGUCUUAAAACACGCGGUGAUGACGACAGAGGCUCACCAGGCCUGUGGAAUGUAUUGGCGGUUCAGGUGACUUAAGGUCGGCAUCUCCCUUUCAGACAUGAACAUUUUAGACGCACACUUUCCUGCUGGGCGAUGCCCGUGCAGGUGCUGGAUCUCCAUGCACCCACGACAUGCCAGCUAACUCAUCCUCCACAGAUAAAUCCACUCGCUGCUCACCAUUGUCACCAAACGCUUCGGAAGUCACCUGAAAUUAGAACCAAGAGGCUAACAGAGAGAUGAACGGUGGCCCUAUGACCACAAUGGUUGACUGCAAAAUAUCGAUGUGAUUACCUGGUUUACUCGUUGCAUGCAAUAACCUUUCUGUAGUUGUUUUGUAAUACAAGGGGGAAGUUUGUGAUGUAAAAGCACCAUUUGUUUACUGUGAUUGUGAAGAUUGUUUUUUGGCACAAUAUCCUUUCCGUUUGUUACUUUCGUUCAAAGAAACGUGUGUUGAGAUCCAUUUCACUGUGGUAUUUAUUAAGCAAAUGUGACGCUGCAUUUGUAUUUCAAUAUUAAAACGUGUAUAUCAUG